AUGACUUCUCAACACUCAGGUAUUGCGGCUUCCUUCGCGGCCAUAUCAUCUCAAACAUCCCUAGUGGCUGAUUCAUCAGCUGCCAGCGACAACGGAGAUUCUGACAUCGGAGAAACGUAUACUUCGCCGCUGUCGCCUUCUCAAUUUAAGAAGAAGAAGCGUACAUCGAAGAUAUGGGACCAUACGCCUUUCGGAAAAAACGAGAUCGUCCGUAAUACGGAAGGUCAGAUUAUCUGGCGUUGCAAAUACUGCAAAGGGAAGCCUGCCGAAUAUCUCGAAAAUGGAGGCACAGCUCAUAUCUACAAGCACCUUAAAUCGCACAAUACUCUUGGUAUAUUGACGCCCAACGAAGAAAGGGCGGCUAAAACAAGGAACCAUCUUGAGGAGGCUUUCUCACGGAUGUCUCAAAGCGCGAACCCCCUUAAACGCCGUCGACACGAUGACGAACCGACAGAUCUCAACGCUGAUAAAUUUGAGCAACUGUAUGUAAAGUGGAUUGCGGACUGCGGGGUCGCACUUCGUAUGGCAACAAGAGAAACUUUUCGAGCCGUACUCAAGUUCCUCAAUCCUGGCGUGCUCUCAAUCUUACCUACGUCACAUCAGACGAUUCGCGAGUGGGUAAUGCGAACGUUCGAGACGCAAAAGCGGCGUAUGCGGCAAGUUCUUCAAUCAGCCGUCUCGAGAAUACACUUCACCGUCGAUUUGUGGUCCUCUCCAAAUAAGCUUGGCAUCCUUGGCGUUGUUGCACACUUUAUUGACAGCAACGGCGAGUUGGUUUCCUAUUGCGUUGCUCUACGAGAGGUGCAUGGUAGGCAUUCAGGGGAGAACCAGGCUCAGAUUGUGAUGGAUGUUGUCGAGGACUACGGAAUUGUCACCCAGGUUGGGUAUUUUGUUUCGGACAAUGCAGAUUCAAAUGAUACAUUGAUGAAUACUCUACAGAACUUGUUAAACGAGAGGCGUGAUAUCUUAUAUGACGCGAAACAUCACCGCCUUCGUUGCAAUGGUCAUACUAUCAAUCUGGCAGCACACGCAUUUAUGUUUCCAAAAGCGGCACCAGUGGAAGCACCUACGAAAAAUAAGAUCAAGAAGGAGACCACGAGCGAAUAUAUCAAACCUUCAGAAUCUGAUAUAUUGAAAUGGAGGAAGGCUGGUCCUCUUGGCAAGCUCCACAACAUCGUUGUUUUUAUCCGGUGUAGUCCCCAACGUAUACAGAGGUUUAAAGAGAUCAGCGACAAGAAGGGACUUCUUCGCGACAACGAUACAAGGUGGAACUCCAAGUACUAUAUGACCGCGAGAACUAUUGAACUUGCAGAUCAAAUUGAUUACUUUUGUUCCAAGGAGAAGGACCUGAAGCUUGACUCCCUUUCAGAGCAAGACUGGGUUGAGCUGAGAAAAGUUUGCAAUUUCCUCAAAUCAUUCGCUGAUGCAACCAAGGCUACAGAAGGUCACGCGCAUACGAUUGACCGAACGUUGCCGAUAAUGGACUUCCUGCUUAGUAAAUUUGAGGCUGCAGGGUGGGCGAAAUUCGACGCGUAUUACACUCUUACAGAACGUUCAUCUGCAUAUGUUGCAGCCAUUGUCCUCAGUCCUCAUAGAAAGUGGCACUACUUUGAUGUCGCCUGGGAGGACCAUCCUGAGUGGAUUGAAAGUAGUAAGACCGCCGUAGAAGGUCUCUGGAAGUCUCGUUACGCACCAGUCGCCAAAAUGGCUGAGUCGGGAGCUCAGUCCCUGGUUGACAAGCCGCUGGUGAGUAAUUCGUUCCUUGCAUGGGAAGAUGACCAAGAAGAUCUCGGUCUUCCUACCCAAUUUGACGAGUAUCAGAAUUAUAUAUCAGGUCCAAGGAUCAAGGUAAAAGACGUACGAAAGUGGUGGCUUGAAGACACACAACAAACACUCUAUCCAAACCUGUCCAAAAUGGCGCUUGAUCUUUUGUCAAUUCCAGCGAUGUCUGCCGAGCCAGAGCGCCUCUUCUCUGACACUAAAAUCACCCUUCAGGAUCGCAGAAAUAGGCUAGGUAUUGACAUAAUUGAGGCAAUCGAGUGCAUAAAAUCCUGGUCGAAGACUCACGAAGUGGCUUGGGUUGACGACAUUGGACUUGUUUUGGAUCCAGCAAUAAUGGAAGAGGGUGAGCAACGGAAAAUGGGAGUGACGUUGAGUAGUUCAGCCGUGUCGCCAAUCUGCGCCUCUGAUCUAACACAAUUGAGGUUGAAAGAACCGUUUCUCAAGCGCUCCCAUCUCUUGAAAAGAGCAAACUAUUACACGUUGGCUGCGAAUACUUCAUGCCUGGGCCAUGCGGCUCUUUGCACGCCGUGCGAUAUGAUAUUACAAUACGAUAUUGCUCAAAUACAGUGCAAUACCGUAUACCGUGCAGUGCAGCAAAUUCCUAAACAAUACAGUGCAGUGUGA
Molecule: messenger RNA, 2406 nt
Organism: Pochonia chlamydosporia 170
Lineage: Eukaryota; Fungi; Ascomycota; Sordariomycetes; Hypocreales; Clavicipitaceae
Exons: 4
Coding region: 1-2406 (801 amino acids)
Molecular function (GO): protein dimerization activity
Source: RefSeq, a predicted model, not a curated record